CUUAAUUGUUUUUUCAAAGGAUUACGUAACACAUUUUCGGCAGCUCAGCCUCAGCUCAUAAACCAAUGCCAAUCCACUCACAACAAGAUGCCUCAUUUUCCCCGAUCCCAAUUAUUCUAACAUUUUACUCAGAUUCCCAGAUAUUCAAUUUCACCAUUUUUCUCAUCAUCAUAUUCCCAAGAUUUCAGUCCCUAUCUCCAUCGUCUUUCCUUCAAUCUUUCUUUCUUUACGAGUAUGGCGUCUUCCCUGGGUUUAACCCAUCUCAAUGGCCUCACAUCCUCCCGCGUCGCUUUACCAUCGUCUCGCCGCCGUGUCAGUGGCAGAACAAGAGUUGGUGGCUUGAAGAUCGUUGCUUCAGAAACGAAGCAACAAGAACCUGAUCUGAGUGUCAACGUUAAUGGCCUACAUAUGCCCAAUCCAUUCGUAAUCGGGUCGGGUCCUCCAGGGACCAACUAUAAAGUCAUGAAAAAAGCUUUCGAUGAAGGCUGGGGUGCAGUCAUAGCUAAAACAGUGUCGCUAGAUGCUGCCAAAGUUAUCAAUGUUACCCCUAGAUACGCCCGCCUACGAGCUGGCGUGAACGGGUCAACUAAAGGGCAAGUUAUUGGGUGGCAAAAUAUUGAACUUAUAAGUGAUCGACCUUUAGAAACAAUGUUGAAAGAAUUCAAACAAUUGAAAGAAGAGUAUCCAGACAGGAUACUUAUUGCAUCAAUCAUGGAGGAAUACAACAAAGCUGCAUGGGAAGAACUCGUUGAUCGAGUCGAACAAACUGGAAUUGAUGCUAUUGAAGUCAAUUUCUCGUGUCCUCAUGGCAUGCCCGAAAGAAAAAUGGGGGCAGCAGUCGGGCAGGAUUGUGAUUUGUUGGAAGAGGUAUGUGGAUGGAUCAAUGCUAAAGCUACGGUUCCUGUUUGGGCAAAAAUGACUCCAAAUAUUACAGAUAUUACUCAGCCAGCUAGGGUGGCCUUGAAAUCCGGAUGCGAGGGUAUAGCUGCAAUUAACACAAUAAUGAGUGUGAUGGGCAUUAAUUUGAAGACAUUACAUCCCGAGCCUUGUGUUGAGGGAUACUCAACUCCAGGAGGCUAUUCUUCAAAGGCAGUUCAUCCCAUUGCACUUGCAAAAGUAAUGAGCAUUGCACAAAUGAUGAAAUCAGAGUUUCAAGAUGGAGACUAUUCAAUUUCUGGAAUUGGAGGUGUAGAGUCUGGUGGAGAUGCUGCUGAAUUCAUUCUUCUUGGUGCAAAUACAGUUCAAGUUUGCACGGGUGUGAUGAUGUAUGGAUAUGAUUUGGUAUCGAAGCUGUGUGAGGAGCUCAAGGACUUCAUGAGAGCUCAUAACUUUACAACCAUAGAAGAAUUUAGAGGGGCUUCACUUCAAUAUUUUACUACGCAUACUGAACUUGUGAGAAUACAGCAAGAAGCAAUUAAGGAGAGACGGGCGAUCAAGAAAGGAUUGGCAUCUGAUAAAGAUUGGACUGGAGAUGGAUUUGUGAAAGAAAGUGAAAGCAUGGUUUCUAAUUGAUGAUUAAAACAUGGAUAAAUUAACGAAAAAGACUUGUUUAUGAAUUGUUUCGUAAGUUAAAUAUAUUUACAUGUUUUCCUUUCUGUGUAAAAGUGUACUCUUUAGCGUUGCAAAUAAAGCGAUUGUGUUCGUAUGGGUUACAAACGGUAGUUAUGAUGUUGAUCAUCAUCAUUCAACAUUAGAUAUGUGUUUUGAAGGUUUGGUUGAUUGAAUGCUAAAGCGAUGAUGAUUUACGAUAUGUUUUUUUUGGAA
Molecule: messenger RNA, 1764 nt
Organism: Lactuca saligna
Lineage: Eukaryota; Viridiplantae; Streptophyta; Magnoliopsida; Asterales; Asteraceae
Source: the annotation of a GenBank genome assembly